UCAGAGAUCGAGCGACUGCAGACAGGCGUACGGACAGGAGCGGGCAAGAGUGAAGAGAGGAAGAUGGCUGACGUGACAAAGGACAAGGCCAUUAAACUUACUGUCCGUGUCCUUGUCCCCGUCCGUGAUCACCCUAAGUUCAACUUCGUGGGGAAGCUGCUGGGACCGAAGGGCAACUCCCUGAAGAGGCUGCAGGAGGAGACGAUGACCAAGAUGGCUAUCCUCGGGAGGGGCUCCAUGAGAGACAAGCAGAAGGAGGAGGAGCUACGUGUAUCAGGCGACCCCAAGUUCAAUCACCUGAGUGAGGACCUACAUGUAGAGGUGACAGCUGUGGCGCCGCCCGCGGAGGCCCACGCCCGUAUCGCUUACGCCCUCACAGAGAUCCGCCGCUACCUGGUGCCGGACUACAACGAUGAGAUCCGUCAGGGACAGAUGAGGGAGAUGCAACUACUGGUGGGGACCCACUCCUCUCCCCUCGCCAACAACAAUAAUAACAACAACGGCACGACCUGUGGGUCUGAAGAGGGGUCGUGUUCCCCUCAGUCAUCUGGCUCUCCCCCUCCCCCGAGCGUGGGUGGAGGGCGUGGGACGGCUGUAAGGGGCUCAGGGCUCAGUCUAGCCUCCCCUCACCCAGCCCUCAGGGGACUCAACAGAGCCCAGGCCGCCCUGCUGACCUGUGUGCCACACUCUCCCCCGUCAGCGCCUGCUGCAGGUAAGGGAGAGCUGGUAAAGACUCGUGGCAGCGCUGCUGGAGGCGCCGGAGGAGGAGGAAGGAGGUCAGUACUCUCCCUCCUGACGAGAGCCAGAGCCAUGCAACAGAAGGAACAGGAACUGAUGGAUGUCUACCACGAGCUCCCCGGUUAUGGCUUAUAUGACCACCUGACGGAACUGCCUCUCUCUGAAGCAGGUGCUGAGGAAGUGACAGGUCGCGGAGGUGGCGGGGCCUUGAAGGUGAGCAGUCCAGGGGAACGAGCAAGGUUCCGCCAUGACCCCUACCCACGCGUUCCCUCCUCCACCUAAACACCAGGUCGAGCCAUGCUUGAAACAGCCAACGGUCAUCUGCGCGGCGUAUAACGGUCAUCUGCGCGCGCAUAACUGCCACAUGCGCGCGCACAUACGAAGGUAGAGGACGUCUUUUGUUUCUUUGUGGUUCAACGGGGCCAGGAAGUCAACUGCUCCUGACGAAAGCUACGUCACAGGUACAGGAGAUAGAUAAUUUCCUCGUAAGCUCUUGUAUAUAAACAGGAGUUUCUUCAGAACGCAAGAAUUCUUGGAGGAUACUUUAGGACCCUCUGGUGGAAGUGCAAAUUUUCUGCGAUUUGUAGCUGGAAAAGAAGGUGUCCUUGAUCUGAGUGAUGGGUGUGUGUUAUGUCAACGGUGUACUAAUGAUUGUAAGAGAGAAAUACAAGGAUUUGAUGUCAAGUUAUCGAAGUUGUGAAGCCUCCCAGCAAUCCAAACUCGGCAAAUAAAUAAAAGGUCAAUGGACGCAUCCAUUGGACGUGAAAACCACCAGCUUAUAUACUAAACUUUUUCAAGCUUUAUAUUACCCCUAGCCAGUAAUGACAUUAUACUUUAAGAUAACAAGGUCACCGAUUUUUUAAAGUAUUUGAUUAUGAUUAAGUCUUUCUCGAAGUCUUGUAUUUAUCUUGAUCAAGAUAACGGUUCAAGUUGCAAUUGGUCUUUGAGUGUGUGCAAGUGCAGAUGUCACGGCCUACGGCAACAGACAGGAGGUUGGAUAGUUUCAUAAAGAUUUGUGCAAUAGUUAAACGGGUUUAAAUUGUGUGCAUUUGAUUUCUAACUUUUCAUUUUGAUCGUUAUAUCUUUGAGUUCGAACUUAACUUCUUAGAGUUCGAUCCUGACCUCAGUGAGUUUAAUGUGAACUUCUGUGUGUUCGAUCUAAACUUCUUUGAGUACGAUCUUACCGCAUCUGAACUUCCUAUAUAGAACUUCAGUCAGCAGGAUUCUAUUUUGUUACAGUAGAAGUAUAACCUAUAAUUGUAGACGUCAGAACCGCUGCCGUUGAAGGAUCAGGGCUGCUGUAGAAGCCUGGCCUGCCUCCUGCACACUUCAAGAAGGUACUUGCACUUAUUCCGCAAUUGUAUAUAUACCUGAAGUGCAGACAGGUAUCCAAGUGAUGUAAGAGUCCUUGUGUCCUGUGUCCCUUCCUCUCCAUCCUUUUCUUUUCCAUAUAUCCUCCUCUUUAUUCCUUUCACGCUUUUCAAAUCCUACCUCCUUACAUCCUCCCCUACUAUCUCCCUCUCCAUCCCUUCAGUCCUUUAUCGGUACCCAUGAUUAGCGCCAAAUCUCUCCUUCCUGAAGAAUAUAUCUGAAGUUAAUUCUAUAAAACUUGCGAUGCAAUUCCUAACUGUAUGUAAGCAACUGUUAAAGUGAACUUCUUCAGAGCCCAAACAGUGUUCAUAGCCUCCUAUGCACCCUUUGGUAUUUUCGAGCAGAAGAUCAAGUGUUAUUUAUAUUCUCAUGCUGAAUUAUUCGUUUGUUCUGACAAGCCUUUAAAAAAAUCAGUUUCCCCUGAUACAUAGACCUGACAACGCUCCUCAUUACUCUAGUCAAGUAGUCAAUAAGGUUUUAUUAACACUACUUAUUUUUUUUCUGGCGGAAAGUGAUGUAUAGAAUUUUGUAAUUAUACACCACGUGUGUUGAAAUAGUUAUUUUUUGUGGCUAGUAAUUUAUAUUAGGUUUAUAGCACAGAAAUAUUAAAAUAUUUAAAUGACAGCAGACUCUAAAUAUAACAGAAUGUGAGAGAUGUAUAAUUAACUUUAUAUUAAGUAAUCCCUAAAUACUUAUUAUGAGUAUUAAUGCAUGUAUUAGGAAGUGUCCAGCAAGUAUAAUUCCUGAAAGAUGGUUUGCGAGCAGUGACACGUGUGUGCACUUAGCCUCAUAGAGUUGUGUUAAAAAUUUAAAUAAUAUUGUAUUAGGGGUGUCACAAAAACACUUUCUCAUAACAAAUAAUGAUGGUAAUUAUAAUUAAAGAGCUCAAGUAUUUAUUUUUUCUUUGACAGAUUAGAACCAUCCAAUCAGUAAUCUGAGCUUCACAAUACCUGAAACCUUGACGAUUCAGGAGUUACUCUAGAUCUAGAGAAACAUUCUCAUUGGCUGAUUGAGCCUAAACAUUUUCAAUAACCGUGCUCAUGAUUGGUUGAUUCUAUCUGAUGAUUAGCAUAAGUCGUAAUAGAUAAGCAAAAAAUUUUUUAAUACUUUGCUUAGAAUCACAGAAAUGCAGCACCGAGGGUGAACCUAAAGCUUGGAACUCCAAUUAUAAAGCAAAUGAAUAGUCCACGUAAUCACAGCAUUUAUAUAAUGUUUUCUGUUAUUUUAAGCAAAAAACAAAAUGAAACCGGUUUCUUUCUAUAAUUUAGACAAAAUGACAAUGUCUGUUGAAUUCACAACCUUGUGUAUUUCCCUUACCGUGUAGAAUUAAGUUGAGAAUUUUGCUGUUUCCGACCGUAAGUGUACUGGUCUUAACUCCUGUGUUCACUUGCGAAACAUAUAUAUCUUUCCUUAAUUAUGGAGGCUUUGUUUACGUUUACCCAGCAGUUCGUAAGCGCCGAAGCGCUAUGAGAUUGCCUAUAACAAUAUUAACCUUGGGUUGCGAAGCUUCCAAAGUCGUUAAUUGUUUAAUAAAUCUAAACUAAGUUGCCAUGGUCAAGGAAAGAUGUACAGGUUUCGUUAGUGGCUACGUAAAUUUCUGAUGUAUCUUGGGCACUUGCCACCAGAAUGAUUGAUGAAGAUUAAGCUACCCGUAAGUAUUGAGUUGCCCGUAAUUGCCGCUAGGCUGUUAGUGUUAUAGAUUCAGCUACUCGGAACAUAAGCUCCAAGGCGCACGGGUUAUGGUACGCCCGUAGUGAACUUGUGUACCGCCAGGCCUUCUUAGUCAAUUAUCAGUUCAACGUACUGCAAACACAAUCUUAUAUAUAAAUACGGGCUAAAAAGUCAUAUCGGUUAGCUGACUGUUGACGGAUCUGUUUUGGAGGCUUCCUGUCUACCAGUUCUUGUCUGGCUUAACGGUUUGUGGAUGGUAAUCAGACCUAUAAGUCUAGCAUGCUGCCUGGCGACUGUCAGGCAUUGCCUGUGCGUGGCGAUGGCUGUAAGACAUAUCUAUUAAAGAGUCUGACAGACGUAUAAAUGACCUGUCAAAUAGUCUAGUUGAAGACUAUGUAACAAAGACUCUUCUGAGUAGACCCUGACAAUAACCUUCUACAAGUUACUUAUUCCCUUCCCUUUCAUUAAUUGGUAUAUUUUGACGGCUCACCCCCUUCGCCUGUCUCAAUGUACACGAACGCUCCCUGGAUUGAUUGUGGUGGAUGGUAUACACGAACGCUCCCUGGAGUUAUUGAGGUGGAUGGUAUACACGAACGCUCCCUGGAGUUAUUGAGGUGGAUGGUAUACACGAACGCUCCCUGGAUUGAUUGUGGUGGAUGGUAUACACGAACGCUCCCUGGAUUGAUUGUGGUGGAUCGAAUACACUAACGCUCCCUGGAGUUAUAGUGGUGGAUGGAAUACACGAACGCUCCCUGGAUUGAUUGUGGUGGAUGGUAUACACGAACGCUCCCUGGAUUGAUUGUGGUGGAUGGUAUACACGAACGCUCCCUAGAGUUAAAGUAGUGGAUGGAAUAGACGAACGACUGACCAAAACAGCGGCCCAAUAUGUGUUUUGUAGCCAUGUAGUAAUAGGUUUAUAUUAUAACAACAAAUAUAUAGAUGGCUUUUGUAUAUACAAAAUGAUAAGGAGAUAUAAUAUAUAUAUAUAUAUAUAUAUAAACACACAAAUAUAUAUUUAAUAAAAUAUUCGAAAUAAAAAUAAUGUCAAGCUUUUAAUCAAAAUACUAGCCUAUAUAUAUAGAGCUAAAAUGACACGCAUGCCUUUCUCUUAUUUGAAUAUAUGGCCUCUACCGGCUAGUCAUAUAGGGUUCAAUGUACCUUACCACGGACAGACUCAGCUCUUAUUUAUCACGCAAUUCCUUGUGCGAACACCUGAUAAUUAUUUUUUUGUAAUUUUCGUGAAUGUUUGGUAGCCUCUGACAACUGUGGGAUCUUAGCGACGGUUAAUUUAUUUCAUAUAAGCAGUUGUUUUUAAAAGAUUUGGAAUCUGAACCUAUUUGAAAGUUUUCCUGCUUAUUUUUUCUAUUCUUAUUUUUAUUCAAGUUUGUUUCAUUAACUCUUUGCUAUUUAGUAUCUGGGAUAUUACCCUGUGUAUCGCUGUGGCCUGACCACGUAUUUUCACGUAUAAUUUCAAAUUAGUUUGUCUUGGAACAUAAUAUUUAUGUCAGCCUACAGCAAACUAUGUCAUUAUGUCGGAGGAGUAGAGCAAUGGAGUCUUUUUUUCCAAAGUAAAGUGCGGGAUCUGAAUACCUCAACCCACGAAUUACAUAUCAUCUAUAACUUUUCAGAGAAUAGUACGGGGGUCUAUACCUGUGCCAUGUGACAAUAUACGGUGGACUCUAAUAGCAUUAUCUUGUCAUUUAUCACAUUUCUCAAAGAGGAAUAAGCAGUUGUAGAGGUUUAAAUCAUUUAUUCAACCUUUCAGAUUAGAUGAUAUAGAGAAUUUAACCCCUUAACCUACAUAAUAUAGUCAACACUUUAUCCUUCUUUGCAUGCAAUAGAUAAUCACACUGCUUGCGUAUAGAGGGUUCAAUUGUUUAUCUUAGCAGAUUGAAGGAAUGAGAAUGUGAAUACGUUUAAUGAGUUAUCAGUCCCUAAACUUACACCAACCCCCACCCCACAUGUUUCGACCUCAGACACAACACUAAUACAAUCCUUAAAAUAAUACAAUACUAAAACAAUACAAUGCUGAAAUAAUACAAUACUUUAAAUGCACCAUUUUAAGUGUUAUUUUUUUUAUUUCUGACAUGCACGGGUGUAUUAUAUACGUUUCAAUUCAUGUUUUAUCUUCUUUGUUUGAUUAUUCUCUUUUGUUGCUAUAUCCCUCUUCUCUUCUUUAUCUACAACAUUCUUCUCAUUUAUCUAAAUAUUGUUUUCUUCUUUAUCCAAAUAAAUUUUUUCUUCCCUAUCCAAAUUAUUUUUCUCUUUAUCCAUAUCAUUAUUCUCUUAUAUAUA
Molecule: messenger RNA, 6075 nt
Organism: Procambarus clarkii (red swamp crayfish)
Lineage: Eukaryota; Metazoa; Arthropoda; Malacostraca; Decapoda; Cambaridae
Source: RefSeq, a predicted model, not a curated record